Medioppia subpectinata is the source of this 1420-nucleotide messenger RNA. The record is from the annotation of a GenBank genome assembly. Lineage: Eukaryota; Metazoa; Arthropoda; Arachnida; Sarcoptiformes; Oppiidae.
GUUUUGAGUGUAAAUCCAUUGGAUUUGAUGUGAAAUUAGUUGUAAAUUGAAUACAAUUUAACCAUAAAAUUGUCUCAACGAUUGUCUUAUAGGACAUAGAGUUGCGAUCAAGUGAUCAGUGUUUGGAUCAACUGCGAGAUGGACGCCGACGACGACCCGAAAGGAUAUCGUUGGGAAACCGAAUACGAGAAGACAUGUGUUUGGAUCAACUGCGAGAUGGACGCCGACGACGACCCGAAAGGAUAUCGUUGGGAAACCGAAUACGAGAAGACAUGGGAAGCGAUCCGUGAGACAGACGAUGGGCUGAUAGAGCCGAUGGUCAACGAUAUGGUGAAUAAAGCCAAACGGCGAAGAAUUGCCGGACAGAAGAACUUAAGGCUCGGAAUGAUGAGACACUUGUUUAUAGUGGUGGACAUGUCUUCGGCGAUGACUCAAACAGAUUUGAGACCAAAUCGAUUGAAAUGCACGACAAAAGUGUUGGAAAUGUUUGUCAACGAAUUCAUAGAUCAGAACCCAAUCAGUCAUUUGGCGUUAAUUAUGACACGAAAUAAAAGGGCAGAAAAGUUGACUGAAUUGAGUGCUAACGUGAAGAGCCAUUUGGACGCCAUUCACAAGUUGUCGGAAACGGUUUGCGCCGGAGAACCAUCCCUUCAGAACUCGUUGGAAUUGGCGCUCAAGACAUUGAGACAUAUGCCCGCACACACCAGCAAAGAGGUGCUCAUUCUGAUGGCCAGUCUUACCACUUGUGAUCCCAAUGACAUCAACCAAACCAUCGAUACUCUCAGUCAGCAGAAUAUCCGCUGUUCUGUCAUCGGUUUGGCCGCAGAGGUGAGGAUUUGCCGAUCGCUGGCCAACAAGACUAAAGGCGUGUAUGACGUGGUGUUAGACGACUGCCAUUACAAAGACUUACUGUUCCAACACAUGGAUCCUCCGGCCUCUGCUCUGACCGAGUCGUCGCUCAUGCGAAUGGGAUUUCCCACGUAUAGCAAUGAGGGCCGCAUUCAGGCCUCUAUGUGUGUCUGUCAUCUCAAUAACAACACAAACUUCAGUUCAUCCGGAUAUCUGUGCCCUCAAUGCAGCUCUAAGUACUGCGAACUACCCGUUGAAUGUCAAGUUUGUGGGCUAACACUUGUAUCUCCGGCCCAUUUGGCGCGUUCUUAUCACCACUUAUUCCCUGUCGAGCUCUACCAAGAGUUGCCUCCAGAGUCGACACUCGAUGUUCAAUGUUAUGCCUGUAAUAAAGAAAUAGUGGCCAAAACUGGCGCUCAAUGUCUUGAAUGCAAAAAUAUCUUUUGCAUUGAUUGCGAUCUUUUCAUUCACGAAACGCUUCAUUUAUGUCCCGCUUGUGUCACAACUCAGUAAACAAUCAUUUUUGUUACAUUUUAUUAUAAAUAUUCAAUAAAUUAAGUAUAAAUUUUAA